Messenger RNA from Ramularia collo-cygni, 1332 nucleotides. RefSeq names its product probable acyl-CoA dehydrogenase. Gene Ontology annotation, molecular function: oxidoreductase activity, acting on the CH-CH group of donors; flavin adenine dinucleotide binding. The record is from RefSeq and is a predicted model, not a curated record. The transcript is spliced from 4 exons. The coding region runs from base 1 to 1332 and encodes 443 amino acids. Lineage: Eukaryota; Fungi; Ascomycota; Dothideomycetes; Mycosphaerellales; Mycosphaerellaceae.
AUGGCAACAAAUCACCUCACCAAGAUACCCUUCUCCGACCCACCUUACCUAUUGGGCAUGCCCUCCCCAUUCUACCAAGAAAAACACCUGAGAUUCCAAAAAGCCUGCCGAGCAUGGAUGGAAGAGCACUUCGUGCCCUUCCACAUGGACUGGGAAAAUGAAGGCAACCUCCCGACAGACCUCUUCGACAAAUUCAACAGCUACAACAUGCUAGUCCCCAACCUCCCCUCCCCUCUCCCUGUUAAAGAACUACACGCCCAAGGCAUCAAAGACAUUCUCGGAACCCCCGUCGAAGAGUGGGAUUACGUGCACUCGGGCAUCUGGAUCGACGAGGCGCAUCGAUCCGGUCUCGGAGGUCCGACCAGUGGUCUCACGGCAGGAUUCGCAUACGCCAUUCCUCCCAUCAUCAAGUACGGCUCACAAGCGCUCAAGGAUAAGUUUCUUCCGGAUCUGUUGACGGGACGUAAGAGGACGUGUAUUGCGAUUACGGAACCCGGGGCUGGAAGCGAUGUGGCGAAUAUUGAAACUACGGCGGAGAAGAGCAAAGAUGGCAAGGUUUAUAUUGUGAAUGGAGCGAAGAAGUGGAUCACGAAUGGGAUUUGGUCGGAUUACGCCACCAUGGCUGUGCGGACUGGUAAGGAGGCGGGAGCAGCGGGGUUGAGUCUUUUGGUCGUACCCCUCAAAGCUCCGGGGGUGGAGAUGAGGAGGUUUACAGUGACGGGGACGAAGACGGGUGGUACGACGUUUAUUGAAUUGGACGAUGUGCGGGUGCCGGUGGAGAACCUUAUCGGCGAGGAGGGCAAGGGGAUGUUGUAUACCAUGACCAACUUCAAUCACGAACGAUUGAUGAUAUCCCUCGCGACGACUAGACAAGCCCGCACGGCUCUCAGCACUGCCUUCGCCUAUGUCAUGAAGCGGGAAGCUUUCGGCAAGGCCAUCAUCGAGCAGCCUGUCGUCCGACAUCGCCUUGCCAAAGCCGGAGCGGAAUUGGAGACGCUGCAGAGUUGGCUGAAUGAAUUUCUGUACCAGAUGAAUCAUUUGCCGAAGAAGGAUGCGGAUUUACGAUUGGGUGGGUUGACUUCUUUGGCCAAGGCCAAGGCGGGCAUGGUGUUGAAUGAGUGCGCGCAAGUGGGCGUGUUGUUGCACGGUGGCAAUGGCUUUACAGAAAGUGGACAGGGAGAGCUGGUGGCCAAGAUCUACCGCGAUGUUUUUGGUUCGAGGAUUCCGGGAGGUUCUGAGGAUGUGAUGCUUGAUCUUGCAAUCCGACAAUUGUUGAAGAACUACCAACGAGCUACGAAGGAGAUGGAGAAGAGUGGAGGGGCCAAGUUGUAG